Messenger RNA from Guillardia theta CCMP2712, 1731 nucleotides. RefSeq lists its product as hypothetical. The transcript has 10 exons. The coding region runs from base 1 to 1731 and encodes 576 amino acids. NCBI's taxonomy places the organism in Eukaryota, Cryptophyceae, Pyrenomonadales, Geminigeraceae. Gene Ontology annotation, molecular function: p53 binding; protein-lysine N-methyltransferase activity; histone methyltransferase activity. The record is from RefSeq and is a predicted model, not a curated record.
AUGCAACUGAUCAACGCAAGUGCUGACGUGAACAUGGCGGACAUCGACGGGAACUCGGCGCUGCAUAUUGCCGUGAAGGCGCAGGAGGAGGAGCUGGUGGAGUACCUGUUGGAUGCUGGAGCAAGUCCAGCAUUGAAGAACAAGGAAGGGAAGACGCCCAUGGACGUCAGCGAGGAGGGUGCAGGGUUGAAGAUGAAAAUGAUGGGGUACCUGCAGUUUGAGGCGGAGCUUCACCGGGCAAGGACGGAGAAGAUGGCUGUCUGUUUGGUUGGGGAGGGCAAGAGGGAGUUGUCAGGAGAGGUCUCGAUGGCGUUUUCUUCACGAGCUCAGUCAGUACAUGUUGUUUUUGAUAAUGACGACGACGAUGAUGAUGAUGAUGAUGACGAUGAUGAUGAUGAUGAUGAUGGAACAUGCAUCAUAGCGCAGGCAGAUGGAAAGGUGUACAUCAGUCAAGAUGGUCUGAAAAACGUGGAAUGUGCGCAAGAAUGUAAGAAGGGAGACAGGAUACACGACAUGUCAAGUCUGUCAUCAAACAGCAAACUGUACAUUGUUGACUCAUCCCACAUGUACUUUUGGGACGAAACUCCGACCUCUGUGUCUGUGCAUGGGGAUGAAGAAUCACUCGUGUUGAAGAUGUAUUGUUCAAGGAACGGUGGGAGGUCAUUUUCACUCGUUGAGUUGUUCAUCAUGCAAGCAUUGCAAAACGGUGAAAAUGAGAGUGAAUGCCGUAUGAUGGAUGUGGGCUUCGGUGGGAAGGAAAACGAGCUGGGUUGUGUUCUUGUACAAACAGGACAAGGAAGGUCGUUUCUUGUUUUGAGCGAGGACAACGGCAGAAACUGGAAGGCUUUACAACCGGACAAGAUUGAUGGGGGCAGUCAGAAGGAAAACGUAGAAAGCAGGAGCGAGGAGGAAUCAGUCGAGGGUUUCAAGAUUGAGCACGGGAGCAUCUUGCAAGAAUAUUCAAGAGAUCGUGAGUAUUUCAAUUUCGACGAGGCUGAAUCUGCUCUUUGGGGUGAGGACAACGACGGAGAGUUGAGAUUUUUGCAACGCGUGAAGGAGAAAUGUGAGAGAAAUCUGGAGGGACUACGGAAGAUAGCAGAAUUGAACAACAUGUCGAUUGAGGAAGUCGAUAGAAAUCUUACGAGCAAGAGGACUGAUGUGGAAGACAAAGACAAGCAGAACAGGAGACGAUCGAUCCUUAAAGAAAUCGACAAGCUUGAGAUCAGCAAGACACGUUGUGUUGAAAAGAAGAAGGAAAUUGAGAAUGAUGAGGCGCAAGAGAAAAUCGUGAUGGAGCGAAUUACACAACAAAGAAUUGACGAAUCGUGGGGAGGUUGUUAUGAACAUGGACGGAGGCAGAUCGCAACAAGUUUACUGUGUUGCGGUUAUUUCCUGGAACAUGUUUGCGUUGCGGACGAUGGGACUUUGCUCGUUGCUGGUGCGUUUGCUGCGCGAUUUUCCAUCUCAGCACCUCAUUCAGUUGAGCAGGAGCUGGAGGUGUACAAAGAAGCGAAGAUCAAGGUAAUGGAGGAGGAGGAGGAGGAGGAGCAGCAGCAUGAAGAGCAGGAGGAGCAGGAGCAGGAGCAGGAGCAGGAGCAGGAGCAGGAGCAGCAGGAGCAGAAGCAGGAGCAGGAGCAGGAGCAGGAGCAGGAGCAGGAGCAGGAGCAGGAGGAGCAGCAGCAGCAGCAGGAGCAGCAGGAGCAGCAGCAGCAGCAGCAGGAAGAGGAGUAG